GACUCAUUUCGACAUUUCGACAUCCACACAGCCUUGGGAAAUUUUUUUAUUCUGUCAGUCAAUUUGACAUUUUAGUAGUGGAAGUUGGAUUGGGUGCGCGCAUCAUCGUUUAUUUGCUAGUCUUUUUAAAGUCUCUUCUGGGUCUAAUAAGAUCUGGUAGUGUUUCCUGCAUAGAUUGAAUUAGUGCUUGAGUAAACAUACAUUGUGUGGGGAUCAAUUAGAAAGGAAUAUCAAACGCCAAGGCGUCAAAUCUAAGUGAAGUUUUUCCCGCCUUCAGAGACAACACUAUUCUCCAAAAUGUUUGAUUUGGAAAAAGAGCUGCCAAACUACGUAGCUGAUGCUCUUACGGCAGUAGAAUUCAAGCUAGUUCGGGAUAUUGGUGACUUGGAUGAUGACAGCGUCUCUUUUCAUCCUGUUAUGGCUCAUCAGAUUUUUGGAGAAAACGAAAAGAUCUUUGGCUACAAAGACCUAAAAGUGAAGCUCUACUUCACAGCUGGACCUCUUAAUAUCUUCCUCAGUGUGGAAUACAGUCACAAGCUUUCCUUUGAUGAGCAUAAUAUUACACCAGAUGACAUAACCUCACUGAUCACAGAGAAGCUUCCUGCUGGAUGUUACUACACAAAUAUCGAUGAAUUUUGCAAUGUUGUUCGUAAGGCUGAUACCUUCCAACCGUUUGGAGAGAAGAUUGUUCAAUUCGACGUUAAAUCUGAUUCAGGUGAUGAAAGGCGCUUCGAAAUUUACUUUUGCGAUCCAACAACUCCAAAAUUCUUCCCAUAUCAUGCACGCUUCGAAUCUUUUAUUAUGUGGUACAUUGAUGCAGCUAGUUACAUUGAGCAAGAUGACCAUAGGUGGCUGUUCUUUUUCUGCUACGAGAAGUACCUCAACAGGGAUGGUAAUACGUGCUAUGCUUCCGCAGGCUACGGAACAGUUUACCAGUACUACGCCUACCCAGAACAUGUACGCCCUAGAAUUAGUCAAUUGAUCGUCCUACCGCCUUUCCAGAAGUUGGGUAUUGGAUCACGGCUCAUUCGCACCAUUUACGAUCACUACGAAUCCAAUAAAAGCGUUCUUGAUAUAACAGUGGAGGAUCCCUCAGAGGACUUUCAGAGUAUUCGUAAUUAUAUUGAUGCAAAACUCUGCAUCGAUUUGCCGGCUUUUCAACCUGAAAAACUCCGAAAAGGUUUCUCCAAGGACAUGGUAGCGGAAGCUAAAGCAAAGGCAAAAAUUAAUUCACUGCAGUGUCGCCGUAUCUACGAGAUUCUCAGACUAUACCACACAAAUGUCAACAAUGAGGAAGAAUAUCGCGCAUACCGGCUGGAUGUAAAAAAGCGCCUCAACAUGAUGUACACUUUACAUAAGAGGAAUCUGGAGAGGGCAGAACGUCGUGGGAUGGAUGUGACAGCCGCUAAAGUGGGUAUGACACCGCUUGCCGAAAGACUGGAGCAGCUCCAUGAGGAGUUCAACGUCUUAGAGCACGAGUAUCAGCGUGUCAUUCGGAAAUUAAAGGAAUACAACUGAAGACUCUUUUGGAUUAUCUCUUCUCAACACCUCAAGAAUAUGUAAUAAAUUUCUGUUUUAAAUUUAAA
This is a messenger RNA of Lutzomyia longipalpis, 1586 nucleotides long. RefSeq names its product histone acetyltransferase type B catalytic subunit (gene Hat1). Gene Ontology annotation, cellular component: nucleus. Gene Ontology annotation, molecular function: histone binding; histone H4 acetyltransferase activity. Gene Ontology annotation, biological process: subtelomeric heterochromatin formation. NCBI's taxonomy places the organism in Eukaryota, Metazoa, Arthropoda, Insecta, Diptera, Psychodidae. The transcript has 3 exons. The coding region runs from base 298 to 1518 and encodes 406 amino acids. The record is from RefSeq and is a predicted model, not a curated record.